Cynara cardunculus var. scolymus (artichoke) is the source of this 1499-nucleotide messenger RNA. RefSeq lists its product as uncharacterized. The coding region runs from base 50 to 1303 and encodes 417 amino acids. NCBI's taxonomy places the organism in Eukaryota, Viridiplantae, Streptophyta, Magnoliopsida, Asterales, Asteraceae. The record is from RefSeq and is a predicted model, not a curated record. The transcript has 8 exons.
GAAGAGGCCUGCCUCACUUUGUUCAAGGUGCGCUUUCAGAGCAGCAAAAAUGGCGACUUCCUUCUCCCAUCUUCAUAACAUCCUCAUUCUUUUAUCAGAAUCAAUCCGAGAAUCACUAUCCAGAACUUCCUACAAACCAUCGGACUUAUCCAACGUUUCAAUCAAACUUCUCCUUGAAUCGCUUUUACCUCCGAGAAACAGCCACGACGACUGCGAUGUUCAAUCCCAAUUGACGAACUUCAGCUUACUAUGUGCCGCUUUGGCUUCUUCUCAUACCUCGACGUAUGAUCAACUCUCAUGGAUUCCCGUUUCUCUUUCGAAUUCUGCGGAUUCUGCAUUUCGAGAACUAUGUAAAGCCUUUUCUGAUGAUCAGGAGAAGGACUUGGUAAUCGAAUUGAUGCCUACACUUUUGCCUUUGCUUAAAACAAGUAUCAAGGAAAGUUCGAUCGAUAAGGUGGAUGCUGAUGGUGAUGAGGUUUCUGCUGCCUCGGCAGGGGUUCCAGUUGCUUAUGCUAUUGUGGCUGCUUAUCAGCUUAAAUGGUUUGUCACACAGGUUGAUUUAUCGCAAUUGGGAAAAGUAUGUUCGUUGAUUAUUCCCUGUGCACUCACAGCUCUUGAUCAUUGGUCGCCAGAAGUGAAAGGGCAGGGAAUGAUCACCUUCAUACAUCUUGCAAAACAUGUGAAUUCUGGUGAGUUUAGUUUGUAUGAAGAUGUGAUCUUAGAUGCGUGCUGCCAAAAUAUUGCUUCCAGUGACGAAAUAUGGGAGCAUGUGGUUGAGAUGUCAGUGCUCCUUGUGACUUGUACGCAACAAAACAAUCCUCGUAGCCCAUGGUUUGAGAAGCUUGUAAAUGAGAUGUUAAGCCACUUAUGGCGACAACCAAGCUCUAAGGAACGCCGUAUCUCAUGGCUUAUGCACAUUGAGCCACUUCUCCGUGGCAUGGGUCUUGUAUUGUUAGCUCAUUUCAGGCGCCUUUUCCCGCUUUUCUUCAAGUGGAUGCAUGCUGAUGAUGAUGAAACUGUUCUACUGGUCCUGGAGCGUAUGAAAACAGUUAUAAAGUUCACUUGGAUACGGUAUUCACCAUAUUAUGACAGAUUGGUAGAUGAGUUGGUGAUACUAUACAAGGAUGCAUCACUCAAAGUUGAAAGACAAGAUAUACGAGCUCGUAUCGUUGACAUACUCAUCCUGCUUCGACAAUGCAAAGCCCAGCAGUUUGAAGCAGCUUGGGUAAAACACAAAGACGAUCCAAAUUUGCCAACACUUUUGAGUCCCAAAACACCAAACACUUGCCCCAUUUCAACUUGAUUAACAGCUGAAAACACCCUACAAAGACCCAACCAGUUAUGAUCUCUAGUUUUUCAAUGUUAGUUGAUGAUGAAGAUUGUAUCCAACCAAGCUGUAAGAUGAAAGAGAUUAGUUUUUUUCUAACAAGAAAAGGGAGUUGAUUAUGUUGCUUGUGUUUGUCAAAUUGCAAUGGAGCACAUCAACAGCCUUGUCCCCC